This is a messenger RNA of Cynocephalus volans (Philippine flying lemur), 1431 nucleotides long. RefSeq names its product doublecortin domain containing 2 (gene DCDC2). The coding region runs from base 1 to 1431 and encodes 476 amino acids. NCBI's taxonomy places the organism in Eukaryota, Metazoa, Chordata, Mammalia, Dermoptera, Cynocephalidae. The record is from RefSeq and is a predicted model, not a curated record. The transcript has 10 exons. Gene Ontology annotation, biological process: intracellular signal transduction; cilium assembly; dendrite morphogenesis. Gene Ontology annotation, cellular component: microtubule organizing center; kinocilium; microtubule.
AUGAGUGGCACCGGCGCCAAGUCCAGCCACCUGUCUCAGCCGGUCGUGAAGAGCGUGCUGGUGUACCGCAACGGGGACCCCUUCUUCGCGGGGCGCCGCGUCGUCAUCCACGAGAAGAAGGUGUCCAGCUUCGACGUCUUUCUGAAGGAGGUGACGGGCGGCGUUCAGGCGCCUUUUGGGGCCGUCAGGAACAUCUACACCCCGCGGACCGGCCACCGCAUCCGGAAGCUAGACCAGAUCCAGAGCGGGGGCAACUACGUGGCUGGGGGCCAGGAAGCCUUCAAGAAACUCAAUUACUUGGACAUAGGAGAAAACAAAAAAAGACCAAUGGAAGCUGUUCAUACAAAGGUAAAACCAGUGAUUCACAGCAGAAUCAAUGUGUCAGCUCGCUUUAGGAAACCACUUCGAGAACCUUGCACGAUCUUCUUGAUUGCAAAUGGAGACCUCAUAAGCCCAGCUUCUCGCCUCCUCAUCCCUAGAAAAGCCUUGAAUCAGUGGGAUCAUGUACUACAAAUGGUCACGGAAAAAAUAACUCUGAGGAGUGGGGCUGUCCAUAGACUUUAUACUUUAGAAGGAAAACUUGUUGAGAGUGGGGCAGAGCUGGAGAAUGGGCAGUUUUAUGUGGCUGUUGGCAGAGACAAGUUUAAGAAAUUGCCUUAUGGUGAAUUACUUUUUGACAAGUCAACAAUGAGAAGGCCUUUUGGCCAAAAAGCUUCUUCACUACCUCCUAUUGUAGGAUCCAGAAAGUCUAAAGGGAGCGGAAAUGAUCGCCAAUCUAAGUCAACAAUUGGAUCCAGUGACAACUCAUCUCCUCAGCCCCCGAAGAGGAAAGGGAAGAAAGAAGAGGCGAAUUCAGAAAAACCCACAAAAGUGAAACACAAUGUAAAGUUAAAGAAUUCACAACAAACAAUUCCAAACAGUGAUGAAGGCAUUUUCAAAGCUGGAGCAGAGAGGUCUGAAACACGGGGAGCAGCAGAAGUCCAAGAAGAUGAAGACACUCAGGUUGAGAUUCCCGUCGAUCAGAGGCCAGCAGAAAUAGUAGAUGAGGAAGAAGAAGGAGAGAAAGCAAGUGAGGAUGCAGAACAGAAAGAAGACUUCUCAGGAAUGAAUGGUGAAGUUGAAGAUGAAGGAGGAAGGGAGGCUACAGAAGCUACUGAGCAAGUCGAGGAGAUCCUGGAUCACAGUGAGGAGCAGGCAGGUCCUGCUCGUGUAAGUGGAGGUACUGAUGAAGAAAAUGGCGAGGAACUGGAUCAGGCUAAUAAUGAACUUCAACCAGCAGUGGACGAGGAAAGAAAGUCUCAAGGGGCUGGCAGUGGACAGGAUGAGGCUGAUUUAGACCCUCAAAGACCACCGAGGCCAGAAGUAAAAAUCACUAGUCCGCAAGAAAAUGAAAACAACGAACAAAACAAGGACUGCGCUGUUGUGGCAUAG